GCAAAUAUCAAGUCAAGUUGUGUUUUCAACUCUUCGUCUUGAAAAUGAAGAAAAUUUUGGUUUUUCUCUUACUGUCCAUAUUUGUAAACGGUGCAGUCAGUCAGAGACUAAAGACGUACAAUGUCGAUCCAUAUUCCAUAACAGUUUCUGGUUUUUCUUCUGGCGCAAUGAUGGCCACUCAGUUCCAUUUUGCGCAUUCAAGUAAAAUUGCUGGUGCCGGAAUCAUUUCUGGAGUGCCCAACUUAUGUGCUGCAGAUGGUAAAGAUGCUGUAGAUUUCUGUCUUUUCAAUCCAACUGCAGUGAAUGUUAGCUUUUUAAUUGAGCAAGUAAAUGACCUGGCGAAUCGUAAUCUAAUCGACUCAGUUGCUAACAUUGCAGGUGACAAAGUGUUCAUUUACCAUGGCACAAAAGACACUGCAAUUCUUCCAGCUUCGGGACAGAAUGUACUAACAAUGUACACUAACUAUGGCGCAGACAUUGAAACUGAAUUUACCAUUCCUUUUAAACAUGGCUUUCCAACGAUGAAAAAUAUCGGAUAUGAUGGAGCAUUCCACAUGUUGAAUCAUUUGUACGGUGGAAUGAUUUUGCCAGCAGACGAUGCUGGGAAUUUUACAAAUCUUUUGACUUUCGAUCAGUCUGAAUUUUUUGCACUACAUCCGAUUUUAUCCAGCAUGAGCACUAGCGGACUUAUUUACGUUCCAACAGCGUGUCGUAACGGCGAAAGGUGUAGACUUCACAUUAUGUUCCAUGGAUGUUUCCAAAACAGAGGCACUAUCGGAAAUACGUUUGCCUCCACAAAAGUCGACAUUAUGGGAGUAGCUGAAGUAAACAACAUUAUUGUUUUGCUACCUCAAAUUUCUGCUGUGCCUUUUAUUAAUCCAUAUGCUUGUUGGGAUUGGUUCGCUUAUCUUGACGAUAUGUACGCUACUCGAAAAGGUCAACAAAUUUAUGCUGUCUACCUUAUGGGUACUCGAGUCGUUGCAGGGUAAAAACUAUUUUAAUUGUAAAUAAAAUAAAAUUCCAGAAAAAUGUUUAAUUCCGUUGACUGAUGAGGGUCUUACGAAUGAUAAACACUCUAAAAUGUUCACUACUAUGAUCGAAAAUGAAUGUGUGACCAAGAACCUUAAAUACAUGAAAAUAUUUGUCACACUUUGUUCAU
Molecule: messenger RNA, 1159 nt
Organism: Bradysia coprophila
Lineage: Eukaryota; Metazoa; Arthropoda; Insecta; Diptera; Sciaridae
Product: poly(3-hydroxybutyrate) depolymerase-like
Source: RefSeq, a predicted model, not a curated record